Molecule: messenger RNA, 1771 nt
Organism: Neurospora crassa OR74A
Lineage: Eukaryota; Fungi; Ascomycota; Sordariomycetes; Sordariales; Sordariaceae
Exons: 1
Coding region: 593-1384 (263 amino acids)
Source: RefSeq, a predicted model, not a curated record
GAAACUGAGGCUGACAUCCACAUGUUGAUCGUGCAACAGCCAGUGCAUCAAGGCCGCAUACAGACCGAUGUUGAAUCACGUUCUUUACUUUGAGGCUCGUCUCGAACAAACAAACAAAGGCCGCCGUUCAAUACCUACCUCUAGUGGAAAUCAACUUAGGCCAGCUGCAGUCAGCGCCCUUGCCGUGCAGUUAACCAUUCGCGGCCGGCAAUCGACCUUGACCUGCCAGCUGACAAUGACGUCGUUUCCUGAUCGGCAUUGCUCACAGCAGCUUAACGACCGUUUCGCGAAUCGCGAGUGUCUCGCGCAAGCGCAUCUGUCCCUUUUGGCAAGUGUAAUUAAUGACCAGUCAGCAGGCAACGAUACGAUAAUAAAGCGCAAACUGAGACAACUUACCUACACCUUAGAACGGCCACGUUACACAUCUGGCGUUUAUUCAUAUCUUUGGAUAACCCCGCCCACGAGGAAUCAAAUGUACUAACAUCUCACUACAACUGACAUACUUUCACACCAUCCAGUGAUUCACUCGGCUUCAUUGACCGCACAUCCUGUUUACAUUCUCACGAUCUUAGGCAUCAAGCCACUUGAAAAUAUGCCUCCGAUAAACUUGCACAUCCACAGCCCCAUCAACGCAGCAAAAGCGUCUGAUCCGCAGGACACCAAGACCGCAACUCCAGAGGGGCAGUCAAGCUCAGGAACGGUUCCCAACGCCAACCCCGAUCCCCAACCCACCGGGACCGCCACUCUCAACCAGCCUACGCCCACCUACCUCAUCUCCGACCGGACGCCUCCACCUCCCCAGCCCGGAGCAGUCCCGAGUCUUCCCGCCCAAACCGCGGGGACUGGCACAGCAACCACCCAAGGGCAAGACGUCGAAUACGCCCAUCUCCCCCCGCAACCGUCAUCUCAGUACUACCCAGGAAAUCCGGCAGCACCAGCACCACCUGGCCCAAUAACCAGUCCACCGCACCAAAUGUCCAUCCCCCCACCAACCGCUUCUUACCACUACUCCCAACACGGAACGUCUACCACCACCACCAUCCCACCCCCUCCCACGAGAACCCUUCCGACCUAUCUCCCUGCUGGUGCUUCCCCAACUGAGCUUGGACUUGGACCCAGACCUGGAGCUGGAUCUGGAUCCGGAGGAGGAGACCUCUCUCACCCUCCCGGGUACCAACAAGAUGCCAUGGCGUCGGAUAUGAACCAGGCGCAGCGUGCAGCGCACGAAUAUGCUGCUUCUCAAGGAGGUCACGGUCACGGUCACGGUGGUGAUGACGACGACGAAGGGGUCUGGAACUCGGCGAAGAAAUGGAUUCAGGAUGCUGGGGCGAAGGUGGCGGAGGCGGAGAGUGAGGUAUGGAAGAGGAUCAAUAACCAGAAGUAAUGAGGGAUGGGGCCUGCUAUACAAUACUCGGUGGGGGCCCGGACAUUGUAGUGUCCGUGACUCGGUGGAGAAGGGGAAAGUGGAGGUUUCGAGUCUGUUGAGGUGAGGGUGUGUGGCGUCGGGAGUGUUCGGGACUGGAAUGACAUGUUCGUCGACCUGGUUGUUUCAAGAUAGACCGAAAGAUGGAGAUUUUCUCUGAUAGGUAGGAAUUGGGAAAUAGUAUUCCAUAUUGAAUAAUAACUUCUGCUGUUCACAUGCGGCAUGAGAUUGUUGAAUGUGAUGAGGGGAAAAUGGCCAAGAGAGACACUUCGUUGUGCAUCGUUGCAUUCGGGUACUCGACAUAAUGGCUGGAAGUCAAGGCGUGGCCAAUUCAUGUCAAUUGUCGCC